Molecule: messenger RNA, 690 nt
Organism: Gossypium arboreum
Lineage: Eukaryota; Viridiplantae; Streptophyta; Magnoliopsida; Malvales; Malvaceae
Product: 60S ribosomal protein L35a-1
Exons: 5
Coding region: 121-459 (112 amino acids)
Biological process (GO): ribosomal large subunit biogenesis; cytoplasmic translation
Cellular component (GO): cytosolic large ribosomal subunit; ribosome
Molecular function (GO): structural constituent of ribosome
Source: RefSeq, a predicted model, not a curated record
AUAUUUCAGCUCCGUUAUAUAACUUCCCCCCAAAUUAGGGUUUUUAGUUCUACCCUGUGCAGCCACCUUUAUCAGAAAUCAAAAGGAGUAAACCUCAGAUUCCAAAUCGGAAAAAAGAAAAUGGUGAAGGGACGCCAAGGGGAGCGAGUCAGACUCUAUGUAAGAGGAACCAUCUUGGGUUACAAGAGGUCGAAGUCAAACCAGUAUCCGAACACUUCAUUAAUCCAAAUUGAGGGAGUUAACACCAAAGAGGAAGUAGCUUGGUAUGCCGGCAAGCGUAUGGCUUAUAUUUACAAGGCUAAGGUGAAGAAGAAUGGUUCGCAUUAUCGCUGCAUUUGGGGCAAGGUAACUAGACCGCAUGGUAACAGUGGUGUCGUUCGUGCUAAGUUCAAGUCGAACCUUCCCCCUAAAUCUAUGGGAGAUAGAGUCAGAGUCUUCAUGUACCCCAGCAACAUUUGAGUUGUCUAGACGCCUGACGGCAUUCGAUCGAUGACUCAAGUGACUCUGCCUUUCCACCAGGUUUUACAAACUUCGUUGAAUUGUUUUGUUUUCGAACAGUCAUUUUGUUUCUUUACUACCAUAGAAACUCCGCUUUUGUCCAAAAUGUCUCUUCUAUCUCGGAUUUUUUGCGUGUUUGUUCAUGGACUUCGAAGUUUUGGGUAAUCAAUCAUUUAUGGAACUGAAUAGCAA